UUGCCUUGUACGAGAACAGCAGCAGAAGAAAAAGAAAGAGUGAAUGAGUUGAGCACCUGAUAAGAGUUGAGUCAACGCAAAGUCACACCCCGGCGCAACAACCUCAUCAUCGCACAGAAACUCUUGCGUUUCGUCAAGCUAGAUUCGUCUGUCGCUUUCACAAACCGCUACAAACUUCGUUUUCACUCUCUAACUGUCGCCAUGGCUGAGCAUCGUCGCAGCUCUGAUGCUGUCACAGCGGGAGCACCAGAGCAUCCUCACCGGAGAAGAAAGGAUUUAGAAGGUGAUGGUGGAAGCCGUGUAGAUGAAGAAGGGAAGGAAGAAAUGGAAGAGGUUGAUGAACGAGUUGGUGAAUCGCUGGCUGUCACUGAGUUGCAAGGCGGCGAGUUAAGGAGUUCUGAUGAACUUCCGGUGGAGUCCAAUUUAGUAACCCUAGCUGCUGUACCAUCUUCCGCCGUGCAGCAUCAGAGUCAUCAGAGUGCUGAUUUGCAGGGGAGCUCUGCUACAUUGAACUCGAGUGGCAAUGUCGAAAGUAAGGAGACAGCUGGACCUCCUGAGAAGGAAAUUAUUGCAAGAGAAGCAGUCCAGGCACCUCCAUCCCAGACAGAAUAUCAGCUUCAGGUGUCUGUGUGCUCAACGCCAUUGUCUGAACUGUCAACAAAUUCUGUUACUCAAUCUUCCCGUAAACAAAAAAUGACUCCCAGGAGGAUGAAUAAUAAUACACAUGAGGCACAAGUAGACAAGAAAAUUCCUUCUGGUGGUAAAAGCUUAUCUGCUGUUUCUGUUGCAAGGACAUCAGCAUCUGAUGGAUACAACUGGCGGAAGUAUGGUCAAAAGCAAGUAAAGAGUCCUACAGGUUCUCGAAGCUAUUACAGGUGUUCUCAUUCAGACUGUUCUGUUAAAAAGAUUGAACGCUGUGAUCAUUCAGGUCAUGUGAUAGAAAUUGUUUAUAAAAGUGAACACAGUCACGAUCCCCCACGGAAAACUAAUUCCAGUAGGGAAAGCAAGUUUGUGUCUUCAAAUGAACCUACUGUAGAGAAUAGUGUUCCAAAGAAGCCUAUCAGAGUUCUGAAGGAUUCUGAUCUGUCCAUUUCUUCGAAAGAUAUACAAGCACCUUGGAGUGGUGAUAAGAAACGACAAACCUUGUCAAAUAUCAGUGAUAAUGGACAAAUUAUUUUGAAGGAGGAACAUGUAAAUGAGCCAGAGCAAAAACGAAGAAUGAAGAAAAGUGACUUAACAAACUUGGAUUCUCCUGUAAAACCUGAAAAGAAAGCCAAGUUUGUUGUACAUGCAGCAGGGGACGUGGGGAUAUCAGGUGAUGGAUACCGAUGGCGCAAGUAUGGACAGAAAAUGGUGAAGGGGAAUCCAAAUCCCAGAAACUACUACAGAUGCACUUCUGCUGGAUGUCCUGUCCGAAAGCACAUUGAGACUGCUGUAGAUAACUCAGAUGCUGUCAUCAUAACAUACAAGGGUGUGCAUGACCAUGAAAUGCCUGUGCCCAAGAAACGACAUGGUCCCCUAAGAGCUCCUUUUGUGGCUGAUGCUGCACCUGCCGCCAUGAAUAAUUUGCCGUCAAAGAAUCCCGACUCGCUGCAAAACCAGAAAGCUUCUACUCAAUGGUCAGUGGACACAGAAGGUGAACUAACAGGGGAAGCCAUGGAACUUGGGGGUGAGAAAGCAAUGGAGUCAGCUCGAACGCUUCUGAGCAUAGGCUUUGAAAUUAAGCCUUGCUGAAUUCAGCAUUCAGAAAUCAUGCAGUUGUAAUUACAUAUCAAUUGGCAGGUCUCUUGUAAUUUCACUGCUUCCCAUGUUGAUCCUUGUUUCACUUUUGACAUUUUUUAUAGUGGAAAAAUUGGUGAGUAUUUGCUUAUUUACCGGUUUAACUUGUCCGAAACAGUUUGCUAGCA
Messenger RNA from Lotus japonicus, 1907 nucleotides. RefSeq names its product probable WRKY transcription factor 32. The coding region runs from base 202 to 1734 and encodes 510 amino acids. The record is from RefSeq and is a predicted model, not a curated record. Gene Ontology annotation, biological process: regulation of DNA-templated transcription. The transcript is spliced from 5 exons. Gene Ontology annotation, molecular function: sequence-specific DNA binding; DNA-binding transcription factor activity. NCBI's taxonomy places the organism in Eukaryota, Viridiplantae, Streptophyta, Magnoliopsida, Fabales, Fabaceae.